This is a messenger RNA of Propithecus coquereli (Coquerel's sifaka), 4932 nucleotides long. It is a transcript of the gene DHX37, whose product is annotated as DEAH (Asp-Glu-Ala-His) box polypeptide 37. Gene Ontology annotation, biological process: maturation of SSU-rRNA from tricistronic rRNA transcript (SSU-rRNA, 5.8S rRNA, LSU-rRNA). Gene Ontology annotation, molecular function: RNA binding; ATP binding; ATP hydrolysis activity. The transcript has 27 exons. Gene Ontology annotation, cellular component: nucleolus; intracellular anatomical structure. The record is from RefSeq and is a predicted model, not a curated record. The coding region runs from base 88 to 3549 and encodes 1153 amino acids. NCBI's taxonomy places the organism in Eukaryota, Metazoa, Chordata, Mammalia, Primates, Indriidae.
GAGCUGGUGGUCUGGGUACCCACGUGGGCUGGGCUUCAGGUAGACUUGGUGCUGCCGCCAGCGGGAGCCGAGCUAGGCGGAGGCGCCAUGGGGAAGCUGCGCCGGCGGUACAACGUCAGGGGGCGCCAACAGGUGGGCCCCGGCCCCUCCAAGGGCCCCCCCGAGCCGCCCCCUGUGCGGCUGGAGCUAGAUGACAAGGACACGCUGAAAGGGGUUGACGCAAGCAACGCGCUCGUUCUGCCGGGGAAGAAGAAAAAGAAGACCAAAGCCCCUCCCCUGUCGAAGAAGGAGAAGAAGCCUCUGACCAAGAAAGAGAGGAAAGUGCUGCAGAAAAUCCUAGAACAGAAGGAGAAGAAGAGCCAGCGAGCAGAGAUGCUACAGAAAUUGAGUGAAGUCCAGGUUUCGGACACCGAGAUGAGACUCUUUUAUACCACGUCCAAGCUGGGCACUGGGAACCGCAUGUACCACAUCAAAAAGAAGCCUGAGGAGCUCCCAGCCCAGGGCCCAGAAAGGUUCAGCAGCCUCAGUGGGGCCCACCGGAAGCGUCGCCGCUUGUCUUCAGCAGAGGAGUCCGAAUCCUCAGAGGAGUCUGAGCCAGAUGACGCCCCAGCCGUGGAGCAGGCAGAGGCUGAGGCAGGGACAACAGCAGCGCACCUGCCGCCAGCUCCCCUGCAGGCCAGGGACGAGAGCCCAGCACCCAGCACUCAGCCCCCGCCAGCUAGGACUCCCGCUUGCCCGGCAGCAGCCUCCGCCCUGACCAGGCCCCCGGUGAAGCCCGCUGUGUUCAUCCCCGUGAACCGCUCGCCGGAAAUGCAGGAGGAGCGACUGAAGCUCCCGAUUCUCUCCGAAGAACAAGUGAUCAUGGAGGCCGUGGCCGAGCACCCCAUCGUCAUUGUGUGUGGCGAGACCGGCAGUGGGAAGACCACGCAGGUGCCCCAGUUUCUCUACGAGGCGGGCUACAGCAGCGACAACAGCAUCAUCGGCGUCACGGAGCCGCGCCGAGUGGCUGCCAUAGCCAUGUCCCAGCGAGUGGCCAAGGAGAUGAAUCUGUCGCAGCGGGUCGUCUCCUACCAGAUCCGGUACGAAGGAAAUGCGACCGAAGACACCAAAAUCAAGUUCAUGACGGAUGGCGUGUUGCUCAAAGAAAUCCAAAAGGACUUCCUGCUGCUGCGGUACAAGGUGGUGAUCAUCGACGAGGCCCACGAGAGGAGCGUGUACACGGACAUCCUCAUCGGCCUGCUGUCCCGCAUCGUGGCCCUCCGGGCAAAGAAGCACCUGCCGCUGAAGCUGCUCAUCAUGUCGGCCACGCUGCGGGUGGAGGACUUCACCCAGAACCGGCGGCUCUUCGCUGAGCCGCCACCGGUCAUCAAGGUUGACUCCAGGCAGUUCCCGGUGACAGUGCAUUUUAACAAGAGGACGCCGCUGGAGGACUACAGUGGCGAGUGCUUCCGGAAGGUCUGCAAGAUCCACCGCAUGUUGCCUGCCGGCGGCAUCCUGGUCUUCCUGACGGGGCAGGCAGAGGUGCACGCGCUGUGCCGCAGGCUCAGGAAGGCCUUCCCACCCCCCAGGGCCCGGCCACAAGAAAAGGAAGAUCAGGAAGACUCAGCAGAAGAGAUGCGGAAGUUCAAGAAGUCGCGGGCGAGGGCCAAGAAGGCCAGGGCUGAGGCGUUGCCCCAGAUCAACCUGGACCAUUACUCGGUGCUGCCGGCGGGCGAAGGCGAUGAGGACAGGGAGGCAGAGAUGGACGAUGAAGAGGGCGCGGUGGGCUCCGACCUCGAUCUGGACCUGGGGGACGACGGGGAGGAUGGAGGUGAGCAGCCGGACGCCUCCCUCCCCCUCCACGUGCUCCCGCUCUACUCCCUGCUGGCCCCCGAGAAGCAAGCACAGGUCUUUAAGCCUCCCCCGGAGGGGACGCGGCUAUGUGUCGUGGCCACCAACGUGGCUGAGACGUCCCUGACCAUCCCCGGUAUCAAGUAUGUGGUGGACUGCGGGAAAGUCAAGAAACGCUACUACGACCGCGUCACCGGCGUGUCCUCCUUCCGCGUCACCUGGGUGUCCCAGGCAUCAGCCGACCAGCGAGCAGGCCGGGCAGGCCGGACGGAGCCCGGCCACUGCUACAGGCUGUACUCAUCCGCGGUGUUCGGUGACUUCGAGCAGUUCCCUCCUCCAGAAAUCACCCGGAGGCCUGUCGAAGACUUAAUCCUUCAGAUGAAAGCUCUCAACAUCGAGAAGGUCAUCAACUUCCCCUUCCCGACACCCCCCUCCGUGGAAUCCCUCAUCGCCGCCGAGGAGCUAUUGAUCGCGCUGGGUGCCCUGGAGGCGCCCCAGAAAACAGAAAGGGUGAAGCAGCUGCAGAGCUCCCGGCUGAGCCGCCCCAUCACCACGCUGGGCAGGACCAUGGCCGCCUUCCCCGUGGCGCCCCGCUACGCCAAGAUGCUGGCCCUGAGCCGGCAGCACGGCUGCCUGCCCUACGCCAUCGCCAUCGUGGCCGCCAUGACAGUCCGCGAGCUGUUCGAGGAGCUGGACAGACCGGCUGCCAGCGAGGAGGAGCUCGCCAAGCUCAAGGGCAGGCGGGCCCAGGUGGCCCAGAUGAAGAGGACCUGGGCAGGGCAGGGGGCUUCUCUGAAGCUCGGCGACCUCAUGGUGCUGCUGGGCGCCGUGGGAGCCUGCGAGUACGCGGGCUGCACGCCCCAGUUCUGCGAGGCCAACGGGCUGCGGUACAAGGCCGUCAUGGAGACGCGGCGCCUGCGGGGCCAGCUGACCACUGCAGUCAACGCCGUGUGCCCUGAGGCCGGGCUCUUCAUGGAUCCCAAGAUGCAGCCGCCCACCGAGAGCCAGGUGACCUACCUGCGGCAGAUCGUGACGGCCGGCCUGGGCGACCACCUGGCCCGCAGGGUCCAGAGCGAGGAGCUGCUGGACGCCAAGUGGAGGAACGCAUACAAGACCCCUCUCCUCGACGACCCCGUCUUCAUCCACCCCAGUUCCGUCCUUUUCAAAGAGCUCCCGGAGUUUGUGGUCUACCAGGAAAUCGUGGAGACCACCAAGAUGUACAUGAAAGGUGUCUGCGCCGUGGAGAUGCAGUGGAUCCCCACCCUGCUGCCCUCCUACUGCCAGUUCGACAAGCCCCUGGAGGAGCCGGCCCCUGCCUACUGCGCCGAGACGGGCCGGGUGCUGUGUCACCGGGCCAGCACGUUCUAUCGCGUCGGCUGGCCCCUCCCCGCCGUCCAGGUGGAUUUUCCGCAGGGAAUCGACCGCUACAAGCACUUUGCCCGGUUUCUGCUGGAAGGGCAGGUCUGCCGCGGGCUGGCCGCGUACCAGGGCUGCCUACUGUCCAGCCCCAGCACCAUGCUGAAGACCUGGGCCAGGCUGCAGCCCCGGACCGAGAGCCUCCUGCGAGCCCUGGCCGCUGAGCACGCAGACUGCCGCGACGCCCUGCUGGCCGCCUGGACAAGAAACCCCAGAUACCUGCUGACUGAGUACUGCGAGUGGCUUCCGCAGGCCAUGCACCCCGACGUCGAGAGAGCCUGGCCCCCCACCUCCGACCCCUGACCCACACCUGGCUGCAGGCCGAGGACUGGUUUGGGCACGCCCUGGCGUGGGCCCUGGUUCAUCCCAGCCUAACUCUGCGCAGAGCUUGCCCUGCGCCGUGCAGCCCAGGGUGGCUUUUGUGUAACUAUUCAUCACAUGGUGGGUGACACUUUUUCUCACAUGCUGGUCCGUGUCUCACACAUGCCCUUUGGACUACGUUAGUCCCUGCAAAGCAGCAGAGCCGGGCGUCUGCAGGCCCCUCCCCACUCCCCUUCCAGAAGGCAGGAGCGUCCCCCAGCGUGUCUUCCUUGCCUCAGCAGGGAGGCCUCCAGGGGCGCCCAGCACCUGGCCCUGGCCUCAGAGCCAUCCUAGACAUCAGCGAGCCUCUGAGUUCUGCUCCGACCUUGAGGGGCUGCCUGCACCCCACUGCCCCCGCCAGGCUCCACGCCUUCCUGGAAGGUUGGCCGUCAGCACCUUUCCCGUGUUGUGGCCGCAGGAGUGGGCGUCAUUCCCGGGUGGUCUCUCGGACAUCAGCGAGGGGAGCUGACCCUGUCCGUCAUCCCUGGUCCCUGAGUGAGGCCGCACGACUGUUCUGUCGGCCUUGAAUGGGGACGCCAGACCCCUCUCCUCCAUGGCAAGGUGGAGGGGACAAGGGCAGGGGUAGGCGCCUGGGUGAGAAAGAGGGACAUGGGGGCCCCAGGCAGGACGAAGAGUCAGGAGGCCCCUGCCCCUCUGUCCCCCACAGGGAGGGGCCCGGACGUCUGCCCAGGCCGAGCUCCAGUCGGGCCGGAUUCCGCAUCUCAGCUUCGGUGGGGACAGAGCUAUGAAAUAAAAAUGUUCCCUGCACCCGCAGUCCCCCACGUUGUUUCAUGGGAUGGACUUGGGGAAAGAUACCCCGGGUGGACAGUGUCCGUGAAGCAGGGCUGGGCCUGGCGGCCUGACUGUGCUUCUCAACGCUGCUCUCGGCUCCUGAAGGAGGCCUCACCUGCGCAGGGUCCCUCUUCCCACCUGUCCCAUAGGGGAAGUGCCCACGGCCCUGCCCCCUCCCUCCGCGCCCUCCCAGGCGCUCAGCCCCUCCCACAGCUGCAGAGGUGGCCCGGGCCAGGCAGCCUGCAGACUUGUCUUGCUUGACCUGCGGCGAUUGAGGAAAGCCUUGAUACCUCGCUGUCUGUAGAACUGGGACGUUCCCCACUCAAAGGUCCUGACCUAGAAUCCGAGCCCUGCACGUGCGCUGGCCGUUCUGAGAUGGAAGAGGAAGCCGUGCUCUCCACCCCUGCCUCUCAGGCGCCAGGGCAGCCUCCUCAGUGACGUCCCUUCCUCCGUCCAUCCCAAUCUGAAGCCACAGUGGAGGAUCCACAAAUAUAACUAGGCAGUUUUUUAAAAAAAAAAUGUUUAUAUAAUUAA